CAUGCACCACCAAAACCUCUAUAAAACCACCCCCCCUGCUGGCCCCUGCUAUCAAGCCCAACGGAUUCGACACAGCCCCUGCAAGGCUCUCGAUCGACCAGCUCCCUCCGGCUUGGCUUGGCUUGCCUUUGCUCUGCUUUGCUCAUUAAACAACUCAUCCCCAUCGUCUUCCUCGAUCUACUCUCUCGAUCUCUCUCUCCCUCUCCAAAUUAACUCCAAAGCUACCUAGCUAGCAAUGGGGAGGUCACCGUGCUGCGACCAGGACGCCGGCGUGAAGAAGGGCCCCUGGACGCCCGAGGAGGACAAGCUGCUGGUCGACUACAUCAAGGACAACGGCCACGGCAGCUGGCGCCGCCUCCCCAAGCUCGCCGGGCUCAACCGCUGCGGCAAGAGCUGCCGCCUCCGCUGGACCAACUACCUCCGCCCGGACAUCAAGCGCGGCCGCUUCACCGACGAGGAGGAGAAGCUCAUCAUCCACCUCCACUCCAUCCUCGGCAACAAGUGGUCGUCCAUCGCCACCAAGCUCCCCGGCAGGACGGACAACGAGAUCAAGAACUACUGGAACACGCACCUCCGCAAGAAGCUCCUCAGCAUGGGCAUCGACCCCGUCACGCACCGCCCGCGCACCGACCUCAACCUCCUCGCCGGCAUCCCCAACCUGCUCGCCGCCGCGCAGGCGCAGACCACUGCCUGCUGGGACAUCAACGCCCUCCGCCUCCAGGCCGACGCCGCCAAGUACCAGCUCCUCCAGGGCCUCCUCCGCGCGCUCGUCACCCCUCCCGCCGUGCCCACCGUCGACCUCAUGGCCCUCCUCGCCGCCGGCGCCACCAAUGGAGGGGUCAGCGUCAGCCAGCCCGCCGCCGGCGUUGACCACCAGCAGGGCACCAGGGCCCAGUACGACGGCCUGCUCAACCUGCCGGCGCUGACCAGCUUGCCGGCCGCGACGCUACCGGCGAUGUCCUCCUCCUUCUCCGGGCUGCUCAGCAGCUUCGGCGCCGGGAGCGCUCUCGCCGGGGACGGCCUCAGCUCCACGGAGCUCGGUCACAGCGGGGCCAGCGGGAGCACGGCAGCGAUGGCGCCGCCGCCUUUGGUAGCGGCGAAGGAAUGCAAUGACGGUGGCAGCGGCGGCACGUCGACGCCUUGCGAGGACACGCCGGCGUCCAGCCCGUUCGAAGGGCUGGAGAACCUCAACCUCGACGACGAAUUCAACAGCGACAGUUGGAAGGACUUGCUAGAGCAAAUGUCAUGGUUGAACAACCCGAAUGAUCAUGAUCAGCAGCAGCUGAUGUGAGAAUUAAUAAUGAAGAACUGAGUAGAUGACACAUAUCUUUCAUAUAUAGGAUCCAUCGAGAUGAAGAAGUUGAAAAGAUACAUGGAUCGGAUGAUGCAUGGAGAGACAGUUUCUUGCAUUGGAUUGGUUGCGCACUUCGUCAGAGAUGUGAAUCAUGAAGUUUGUUUGUUGAUAGGAAAAAAGGUGGUUUAUCUGACUAUAGAUACACACCCACUGUUAGCGAUGUACAGAGAAACAAGGACAGAAAGACAUGCUGCAAGUAUACUCACUUUCAAUGUUUUCAAUUUGUUUUUUUUUUGCCUCGUUUUGCCUUUGGCAAGGAGGAUAUGUGUAAUGAUUAGCUUGUGACGACAUAAACUAAAUGAAGUUUCAUUUUCCACACCGGCCAGUAAAGUGUGUGACUAUA
Messenger RNA from Panicum virgatum (switchgrass), 1697 nucleotides. RefSeq names its product transcription factor MYB92-like. Lineage: Eukaryota; Viridiplantae; Streptophyta; Magnoliopsida; Poales; Poaceae. The transcript has 3 exons. Bases 236 to 1291 code for a protein of 351 amino acids. The record is from RefSeq and is a predicted model, not a curated record.